Alosa sapidissima (American shad) is the source of this 3000-nucleotide messenger RNA. RefSeq names its product adenosine receptor A2b-like. Gene Ontology annotation, biological process: G protein-coupled adenosine receptor signaling pathway; adenylate cyclase-activating G protein-coupled receptor signaling pathway. Lineage: Eukaryota; Metazoa; Chordata; Actinopteri; Clupeiformes; Clupeidae. Gene Ontology annotation, molecular function: G protein-coupled adenosine receptor activity. The transcript is spliced from 3 exons. The record is from RefSeq and is a predicted model, not a curated record. Bases 971 to 2518 code for a protein of 515 amino acids. Gene Ontology annotation, cellular component: membrane.
AUGAAAUAGCCAAGUGUACGGACAUUUUGACAAUACAAAAAUUGGAAUAACCUAGGUUAUCAUAUCACCUGCCUGGAGCACACUGGUAUGGCUAGGGCCACAAGCCGGAACAUUUGAUUUUUUUAAUGAGAAGGAACUACAUGCAGAGUGCAAAAGCUUCGUUUAGCCCACCACGUGCUACUCUCCGCUGCAUCAGGCACUACCGCGCGCAGUCGGCUGUGGCACUCGGCAGAGGGAUUUUCACACCGACGCAAAGCGUGGGGAACUACUGGAGGUUGUGUUUUCCCCUGUGGGCUAAUCAUUUAAAACUAUUUCUAAUACGCGGGGUCUUUCAUGGUGGGCUAACGAAACUUUUCCAAUCGAACGUAGGCUAAUUUAUGAAAAGCUACAUAUUUUUGCUGGAUAUUCUUCUGAGACAACAGUCAACCUCCACAAGUUUGCACCUCCCGGCUUGUAAGUAACAAGUGGCAUCGUACCGCUCCCCGAAACGCUCUCUGCUCCCAAAAAAAGUGACCAGGACGAGAAGCAGGGGUCACACCCAGGUUUGGCAGUUUGGCAGUGGUGGAGAACAGAGUCCAGAGUGGAGUCCAGGUGCUUUACAGCACGGGAACGCUUUCAGGCAGAACCCAUCAUUCAGUCGCAGCACCGGUGCAGCCUCCAGCAACUCCCACCCCUUCUUACGAGAUCCUCCCCUCCCUCCAGACUCGCGCCAGAGCAAAACAAGGCUCCGAACCAGAGGAGAGCAUCAGUAGAAUGUCCAGUGGAUCCAAUGUAGACGGCGACGCGCUGAGGAUCUAAUUUGUUUUUGUUUGUCUAAAACGGACAUCACACUGGCAUGGGACUCUCGCUCACGUCUACGCCGGGCACUCCUCCGCCUCCGGUCAGUGCCCUGAGGAGCAGCCAUGCUCCUGCCUACUGACGCGGCCCCCUCUUCCCUCCCUGGUCCUGGUCCCCCCGGCUGCCCCCAGCCAUGCCUCUGCACGAGGGGGAGCUCCCGCUGCCCGGCACCUCCCCCACCCUGGACAGCAUCUACAUCGGCCUGGAGCUGCUCAUCGCACUGCUGGCCGUAGCGGGCAACGUGCUGGUCUGCUGGGCCGUGUGCCUUAACAGCAACCUGCAGAGCAUCACCAACUACUUUGUGGUGUCGCUGGCCGUGGCUGACAUCGCCGUGGGCCUGCUGGCCAUCCCGUUCGCCGUGGCCAUCAGCACGGGCUUCUGCUCGCACUUCCACGGCUGCCUGUUCAUCGCCUGCUUCGUGCUGGUGCUGACGCAGAGCUCCAUCUUCAGCCUGCUGGCCAUCGCCAUCGACCGCUACAUUGCCAUCAAGAUCCCCCUCAGGUACAACAGUCUGGUGACUGGCCGAAGAGCCAAGGGCAUUAUCGCCAUUUGCUGGAUACUCUCUGUUGUCAUCGGCCUGACACCAAUGUUGGGGUGGCACAAACAACGGCAAAACAUCACUGCCGUUGCCAACACCAAUGCCAACACCAAUGCCAACACCAAUGCAUCAGUCUGCCCAGCGGGCACGACCAAGUGCCUGUUUGAGGACGUGGUCAGCAUGGACUACAUGGUCUACUUCAACUUCUUCAGCUGCGUGCUGGCGCCCCUCCUGGCCAUGCUGGCCAUCUACACACGCAUCUUCAUGGCCGCUCGGCGGCAGCUGCGGCUCAUGGAGCUCAAGCUGGCGAACGUGCCCCGCCACAUCCACCAGAUGGGGGACUGCCCCACGACCACCUCCUCCGCCUCCUCCUCCACCUCGCGCUCCACACUCCAGAAGGAGGUCCACGCGGCCAAGUGCCUGGCCAUCAUCGUGGGCCUGUUCGCCGUGUGCUGGCUGCCCGUACACAUCCUCAACUGCUUGACCUUCUUCUGCGGGCCGUAUCAACGGCCUCCGUGGGUUAUGUACCUGGCCAUCAUCCUCUCGCACGGCAACUCGGUGGUCAACCCGUUCAUUUACGCGUACCGAAUCCGCGAGUUCCGCCACACGUUCCGGCGGAUCAUCCGGCAGAAACUCCUGGGCCAGGGCAUGCGGCUAGGCGGGCUGGGAGGAGGUGCAAUCAGCCGGAUCGGCACCAACACGUCGCCGGCGGUCAGCAUGGUCGACUCCACUUGCACAGUGGUGAACGGCUAUGCGCUGGAGCCCAGCCCCAAGCUAGGUCCAGCGCCUCAAGAUGGCCGCCGGCCGGGUUACCUGGAGGAGGGCUCCACGGGUCUUCCCCGCUGGGACGGCAGCCUGGGUGUGCCGCAUGUGGGCUACGCGAACAAUGGCCAUGGUGCCGGCUCUGACGUCACCAGUGGCAGUGGCUUCCUGCACAGGCCCCAGCUGACCCCACAGAAUGCCCACUACGCCAGGAGCUGUCCCUGGCGACACGAGCACGAGCACCAGCACGAGGGCAGCCCGCUGCCCAGGGCAGCCGAGGUCGUGGAAGUGAAGGAUUGUGGGACAGUUUCACCAACAGACGUCAGAUCACUGUUCUCCAUAAGGACUAACCUCACCACUGAGCUCACGCGGGUCUCGUGAUAUCACAGUGGUCCUGAUGACUAGAUGAAGGAAACCGUUAAAGUGAACCACUAAAAUCCGCACAAUACUGGUGUGGUGGACUCUGGGUGGACUACAUGACCAGGUCAGGGUGUGGUGGACAACUUGAGACAUUCAGUCAUGGAUAUUUUAUACCACAUUCGUCAUGAACUUGGGCCUGACCAUUGAUAGCACAUAGACACUUGUAUCUGCUCUGCAAAAACUCAUAGGAAACUGAUGUACUGUGAAGUAUUCUCAUUUCUAUUCUCAACACUGGCUUUACACAGACCAGGUGAACAAUGAACAAGCUCUCCCCCAGAUUACUUAUUGACUAUGGAUUGUCCUUCGACUUUUGAGUCUUUGCACUUGUCAUCGAUCAUAUUGACUGACCGUUCUAAGUAAGCAUGUUUAUUGUAUCUCAGUCCCUGACAGCAUCUUGUUUUUGUGUUGACUAUAUGUGAGCAAAUAUACCAUUUGAACUAUGA